CUUUAGCAGCUAAUGAAUGCAACAUUCUCCCCCCCCCCUCCCCUCCCCUCCUCCCAGCUUGAUAGUUCCAGCUGCUCUAGCAGGCUGGCUGCUCUCCCAUUAACCCUUUCAGUCAGAGACCUCCUCCUCCAGUCCGGUGUCUGUCACACUCCCAGACGGCAGCCAUCAGCCACCAUCCCGGGGAGGGGAAGGAAGGAGGCAGCGCCGCUCUCGUCUAAUCCUGCUGCCUGUGCGAGUGAAGAUGGCGGCUCCCAUCCCCACCAAGCCCGGCACUGUAGUGGGAGGCAGCAAGCCCGCUCCCCCGGAGCUGGAUUUCAGGUCUGGAGCUCGGGUAGAAGAGCUGAACAAACUCAUCCAGGAAUUCAGCAAGCACGACCAGCGGGAGUACGACGACCAGCGAGCCCUGGAGAUCCACACGGCCAAGGACUUCAUCUUCUCCAUGCUAGGUAUGGUUCAGAAACUAGACCAGAAGUUGCCUGUAGCCAAUGAGUACUUGCUGCUUUCAGGCGGUGUUCGAGAAGGAGUCGUUGACCUGGAUCUGGAUGAGUUAAAUGUUUAUGCCCGUGGAACAGACUAUGACAUGGAUUUUACUCUACUUGUGCCAGCUUUAAAACUCCAUGACCGAAACCAACCGGUCACACUGGAUAUGCGCCAUUCUGCCCUCUGUCAUUCAUGGCUUAGCCUUCGCUUGUUUGAUGAAGGGACCAUCACCAAAUGGAAAGAUUGUUGUACAAUAGUUGACCAUAUCAACGGGGCUACUAACUAUUUUUUCUCUCCUACAAAAGUUGCAGACUGGUUCCAUGAGUCAAUCAGCAUUGUGUUGUCUGAGAUCCAGAAGAAACCUCAGAGAGGGAUGCCCAAGGUAGAGAAGGUUGAAAAGAAUGGUACAAUUAUUACGAUCAUUUUAGGCGUUGGUAGCAGUCGCAUGAUGUACGAUAUUGUUCCUGUGGUCUCUUUCAAGGGUUGGCCGGCUGUAGCUCAGAGUUGGCUCAUGGAAAACCAUUUUUGGGAUGGCAAGAUCACAGAAGAAGAAGUAAUAAGUGGCUUUUAUUUAGUACCAGCUUGCUCCUAUAAGGGUAAAAAAGAUAAUGAAUGGCGGUUAUCGUUUGCUAGAAGUGAGGUACAGCUGAAGAAAUGCAUUUCCAGUAGCUUAAUGCAAGGCUAUCAAUCUUGUAAAGCCAUAAUCAUAAAGCUUUUAUCAAGACCAAAAGCUAUCAGUCCAUACCAUCUUCGUAGUAUGAUGCUAUGGGCUUGUGACAGACUUCCAGCUAAUUACUUGGCUCAAGACGAUUACGCUGCCCAUUUUCUUUUGGGUCUUAUUGAUGAUCUUCAGCAUUGCUUAGUCAACAAAAUGUGCCCCAAUUACUUCAUUCCUCAGUGCAAUAUGCUUGAGCACCUUUCAGAGGAGACUGUUAUGUUACAUGCUCGAAAGCUCUCUUCUGUGAGGUCCGAUCCAGCAGAACAUCUCCGAACGGCCAUAGAACAUGUCAAGGCAGCAAACAGGCUCACCAUGGAUAUCCAAAGAAGGGGGAGCACCACUAGCAUACCAUCACCACAGUCUGAUGGCGGAGACAAUAACCAACCUGAUGACCGGUUAGCCAAAAAAUUACAACAGCUAGUGACUGAGAACCCAGGAAAAUCCAUCUCUGUCUUUAUUAACCCUGACGAUGUAACCAGGCCUCACUUUAGGAUUGAUGACAAGUUUUUCUGAGACUUUCACAUGCUUACAUGAGGACUUGAUGUGUAGUCUGUGUGCUGUCUUGUUUUUACAUAUCCAGCAUAGAUUGGAUCUGUCAAGAACAAUAUGAACUUUUUAAUCCUGAUUGUGCAGGACUUUGCAAAUUUUGAAACGGUAAAUUACUAUUCAUAUGCUGCUUUGAUCAUUUUUAGUUUUAAGGGAGAACAUGAGCCUUAACGACCAUUUUAUGUUUGCAUUGUCUAUUUAAUUUGUCUACAUAUUGAGAAAUUAGAUUUAUGUUUUGGUAAUAAAUGAAUUUCAUUGGGCUUCCCUUGUGUUACACAAGGCAGUCAUUUGUGGCUCUGCAGCUGGGGCUCAACUAAAUAAAUGGUGAAAUACCAACAUCAGAUAUCUAAGGUGGCCUGCAUUUUAAGCUGCUCUAGAAAGGUUGACUUUGCAGUGAAGUUGGUUUUCUGGAUCCUUU
Bufo bufo (common toad) is the source of this 2162-nucleotide messenger RNA. It is a transcript of the gene MB21D2, whose product is annotated as Mab-21 domain containing 2. The record is from RefSeq and is a predicted model, not a curated record. NCBI's taxonomy places the organism in Eukaryota, Metazoa, Chordata, Amphibia, Anura, Bufonidae. Bases 242 to 1711 code for a protein of 489 amino acids. The transcript is spliced from 2 exons.